UGUAAACAUGGAAGAAAGGACGAAGCCGAUUUCUUGAUUUCUUGAUCAAAACUCGGCAUAAAAAGCACAAUAGACAAGCUUAGAUUCGGCUGAAAUUCUGCCUAGGGCUCACAUUCACAAACUAAACCACGCUAAGUGAAAACAGGCAUUGUACAUGGUGAAGAACUGAGACAAUCUUAGAGGUGCAAGUUCUGAAUAAAAAAUGAGUUCAUCUUUUCGUAGCAGUGUGUGGGACCCAGUCCACAUCAUUUUUCAAAUUCUGACAAUGCAGUCAAUAUAUUAUGUGUGGUUAGGUGUUUGGAUUUGCAUAAUGGACUAUAUAGCAGGGACAGACAGAUCUUUGGAUCAAAUGUUUAGUUAUCAGGCUCUGAUAUUUAAAGAUUUAAAUGGUCGAUUAAUAAUGGGGAGCUUUGUUCUAAAUGCAUUAACAUGUGCCAUUGGACUCUGGUAUAUCAUAAAACGGACAAAACAGUGUUUAGAUUUCACAAUAACAGUCCAUUUUGUCCACCUCCUGGUGUGUUGGAUUUACAAUCACACCUUUCCGGCGACGGUAUCGUGGUGGUUAGUGAACAUCAUAUGUAUUGUUAUCAUGACUGUGCUCGGUGAAUUCUUGUGUAUGAGAACUGAAUUGAAAGCAAUACCCAUUUCAGUCGGACCAAAGGUGGAUUUAUAGUGGAGGGUGAAUGUGCGGUGACAUUCUGGAUACCUGUGUUGCGGGUCGUUGAAAGUGUCAGAGGAUAAGAGAACGUGUAAGGACCAAAUUCAGAUUGAUAUGCCCCUUUUAUGCACCAACCUGUACAAUGUAUCGUCAUCCACAUGUAUAGAAAGAGUGAAAUGAAAGCCAUUCAAUAUUCAGUGGGGGAAGAAAUGAGAGAACACCUUCAUGUAGGCAGAGUUGGCAGAGUUUGGGUAGUAAACUUCUCAUGUGACCGACUUGAUCAAAAACAUUUCAGUCUUCAGAACUUUUUGAUUAUAUUGUGUACUGGUAGUGCAGUUAGCUCUGACGUAAGCUUGAAACGUGCGUUAUUGUGUUAAAACGACAAACUAUACUUUUAAAUAUCAAGUACCCUGUUUCAUAUUGUGUACCAUACUACAUGUUCUAUACAAUGCUACUGUGUCAUCAUACUGUACGCGUGUGGUAUCUUUGCUCUCCAAACCCAUGACAUGUUGUGAAAGACUUUCCUACUAUACAAACAAUAAUAAUCAUUGCUUAAAGAUGUAUAUUUUACUGGUAAUUGCUAGAGGGAGUCCUGGGAAUUGAUCUUACUGAGAAAAGCUGAAAUUCAUUUUCGAAAUUGACCAUGAAUUGCCCUUGAUUUGGUGAAAAACAAUGCCCUCUGGAAAACCUGGCCAGUGCUUGUAGAUAGAUGUACUCUUGGCUCAUGUCAUCAUUGUCGUUAGGUUUGGAGAAUUCGGCCAAAUGCCAAGACAAAAUGCCUCAUCUGUUAAAGGUGAAUUCAUCACCAUAGUAAUGGAAUGGGAUGGGAUAUAUUUUUGAGUUUCAUCUAAGAAAAUUGGCAAAGAAUUGAAACAGUUAAACUCCCCCGUCUUGUCAAGUUCCGAGUUGUUAGUUGUGAUAGGAAGUUUUUGUGGUCUCUUUGUCCGCUCCACUUCAUCUUUGCAUUGUGUACAUUUAUAACUUUGUUGUAAAAUGUGCUUCUAUAUUUAAAAAAAUACAUUUUAUCGAGUAACGAUUCACUCCAAACUCAUCUCAGUCCUGUCAAGUUGGCUGUCUGAAGAAAGUUUCGAAAUAAGAAACGGUGAAAAUUCUAAGCAACUUCUUCAACAACAGUACUGGUAUUGUGGUCAAUUAUUGUACACUUGUUAUAUAUAGGCAGGAAGAGUCCAUUGUUGUUUGUUAUACAGGGGUAGCAAGUGCAUAUGCUAAUGUGGCUGAGAUAUAACCUUACUUCCCUAGCCAAGUGGAAUGGGCCGCCCUCAAUAACAUAGAAGAUGGUGAAUGGACUCUUCUUUCCUGUAAUAGAAGAAGUGUACCAUUUUCCCUGGGGCUAUUGACUGCCCAUGGUACAAGACAGAGCUGGGUUGGGAGUAUUUUUGGCUUUGGUAUAUAUUUAUUUCUUUGAUGUUCAUGACAUUUGUAUAAAUCGGUUUCUCAGCAGUGCAGUAAUAUCACUGUGACUGCUAUUCUAGAUCAAGAAGAAAAAGCAAUAAAUAGUGUAUCUUUGCUGACUUUGGGUCAUGAUGUUAUAAAACUAGAAGACAUCUGCCUUAGUUUUGCCAUGGUGUGAUAAUGGGGACAGUGGUCUCAUAGUCAAUUGCAUUUCAAUGUUAGAAUGUCGUAAACCUGCACAUCAUCAUUCACAGUUCAUAGCGGGCACAUUGAAAACAUUUUAUGAGAAUCUGUACAUGUAACUUCUUGAACACAUAGUGGAAGGUGAAAUGCAACAGUUUGCAUUAUGAUUUAAAAGAAUGUGUUUUCAUUUCUGAAGAAGUCUCCAUUUUUGAAGUCAUUUAUGCCACGAAGUCUAACUGAGGAGACUGCUCAAGAAAUAUUGACCUUGGUCGAGGUUUACAAAAGGUUUAUGCUUGAUUGUACGCAAAUGGGGACGAGAGUUUUGGCUUAUUUGAUUCAAAUCAGUUGAAGUUGACAAAGGGUAGGUUUUUCUUGAACCUGUGGGAGGGCUGGGGGCUGUGAGUACUAGUCUACUUCUUCACUAGCCCCUCUUAUAUUUUUGUGAGCAGGUUCAAACUGCUUUAGUGAUGUCCAUCUCUGUACCAAAGUUUUUGCGAAUAAAAUUAUUUAUUU
This is a messenger RNA of Lineus longissimus, 2767 nucleotides long. Its product is annotated as protein SYS1 homolog. The transcript has 4 exons. NCBI's taxonomy places the organism in Eukaryota, Metazoa, Nemertea, Pilidiophora, Heteronemertea, Lineidae. Gene Ontology annotation, cellular component: trans-Golgi network; Golgi membrane. The record is from RefSeq and is a predicted model, not a curated record. Gene Ontology annotation, biological process: Golgi to endosome transport; protein localization to Golgi apparatus; Golgi to plasma membrane protein transport. Bases 203 to 673 code for a protein of 156 amino acids.